CAUACAUUCCGCAAAAAAGCAUCAUCAUUGCCUGGUCGAAAAUUGCCGACUGCAUUUUCUGGAUUAAACAAUUUUGCUCAGCGUGACUAUUUGAAAAAGAACUAAAGAUGUCCUCACGUUACGAUCGUGCCGUUACCAUUUUCUCACCCGACGGCCAUCUGCUCCAGGUCGAAUAUGCCCAAGAAGCGGUUCGCAAAGGUUCCACAGCGGUUGGCGUCCGUGGUGGCAACUGCGUUGUGCUGGGCGUUGAGAAGAAAUCGGUGGCCAAGCUGCAAGAGGACAGAACAGUGCGCAAGAUUUGUGUGCUCGACCAUCACGUUGUGAUGGCCUUUGCCGGUCUGACUGCGGAUGCGCGCAUCCUCAUUAAUCGUGCACAGGUUGAGUGUCAGAGUCAUCGCCUGAAUGUCGAGGAUCCCGUUACCCUGGAAUACAUAACACGCUACAUUGCACAGCUGAAACAGAAAUACACUCAGAGCAAUGGACGCCGUCCGUUUGGCAUCUCGUGUCUGAUUGGCGGCUUCGAUGCCGAUGGUUCGCCACAUCUAUUCCAGACCGAGCCAUCUGGCAUAUUCUACGAGUAUAAGGCGAAUGCAACGGGACGUUCGGCGAAAACGGUGCGUGAAUUCUUUGAGAAGACGUAUCGUGAGGAGGAGGUUGCCACCGAGCGUGGCGCCGUCAAGUUGGCCAUUCGCGCCCUGCUCGAGGUUGCCCAAUCUGGUCAAAAUAACCUGGAGGUGGCCAUCAUGGAGAAUGGCAAGGCGCUGAAGAUGCUCGAUCGCAAUGUCAUCCUGGAAUAUGUGGACAUCAUCGAAAAGGAAAAGGAAGAGGAGCUGGAAAAGAAGAAACAGAAAAAAUAGUAAUGUAAAUGGCGUUUCAAUUGAAUGGAAUUUAUCUUUUUGAAUUGCAUACUUUUUUGUUUUUCAUAUAAAAUUUAAAAAACUCUAACAUGGAAAAGGACUUAAGGAUAUUGUAUAAAAUACAUUGUCAACAAAACACAUA
This is a messenger RNA of Drosophila grimshawi, 999 nucleotides long. It is a transcript of the gene Prosalpha4, whose product is annotated as proteasome subunit alpha type-7-1. The coding region runs from base 108 to 857 and encodes 249 amino acids. The transcript has 3 exons. Gene Ontology annotation, cellular component: proteasome core complex; nucleus; proteasome core complex, alpha-subunit complex. Gene Ontology annotation, biological process: ubiquitin-dependent protein catabolic process. The record is from RefSeq and is a predicted model, not a curated record. NCBI's taxonomy places the organism in Eukaryota, Metazoa, Arthropoda, Insecta, Diptera, Drosophilidae.